Suillus fuscotomentosus is the source of this 3070-nucleotide messenger RNA. RefSeq names its product proline-rich protein. The record is from RefSeq and is a predicted model, not a curated record. The coding region runs from base 32 to 2896 and encodes 954 amino acids. Gene Ontology annotation, cellular component: cell tip; Golgi to plasma membrane transport vesicle. NCBI's taxonomy places the organism in Eukaryota, Fungi, Basidiomycota, Agaricomycetes, Boletales, Suillaceae. The transcript is spliced from 2 exons. Gene Ontology annotation, biological process: exocytosis. Gene Ontology annotation, molecular function: guanyl-nucleotide exchange factor activity.
CGUUCACUACUGCGUCUUGAGCACGUCGUCAAUGGCAUCGACGGAGCCAACACACGAAACAGCCAUCAACCCUGAGCUCUUCAACCAAGAACACCAGAAAGAUCAAGAUACCUCAGAUGCCCAAGCUCAAAUAAUCGCAUCCCUCCGUUCCCAAGUCACCGAUCUCUUCUCGCAAGUCACCCAGCUCAACGGCAAGCUCGUCAAGUCCUACGACCGCGUCUCCGACCUCGAAGAUCAGCUACACGACUGUGAGAGCUCUCUGCGAAAUGCGAGUAUCACUGUCUCAUCGCUCGAGCUUGAGCGCACCCACCAUCUCGCUGCGCUCGAUACAGGGCUGCUCGUCGAGAAAGAGCAUGUCACUGCUGAGCUGAACAGGCUUAUGGAACGUGCGACGGAAGAAGCUGCGCAGCGUGGGCAAGCAGAGACAGCCAGGAGUGAUAUUGAGAAAGAACUCGAUGAUCUUAGUGCAUCGCUGUUUCACCAGGCGAACACGAUGGUCGCAGAAGCACGAUUGGCGCGGGCUAAGAGCGAACGCAAGGUGCGCGAGGCGGAGGAGGCGCUCAAGGGAGCUGAGGAAGCUGUCAAAGUGAUGCAGACUCAAAUGCAGACUAUGCAGGCUGAUAAAGAGGGUGCUGAGCGUCAGGCGGAGGAGGCGCGACUCAGUAUGGGAAAGGGCAAGUGGGUCGAGCGGGAUGCGCAUCUGGCUCAGCAGUAUCCAGGAGAUGUACGGAAAAUGCGUUUAGUGACCGUGCAUGUCCCCUAUGCAGAGUUCAUUGCGUUUGUUACGCACCUUCGGGGACUAAGGGUUUCACAGGUUACUUCGCCUGUUAUCUCCACACUUCUGGGUCUACCCUUCCUCGCACGGUUGCUCACGGAGGAUUCAGAACCGACCGUUCGGCUUGACCUGGCCCCUUCAUUAAACUGGCUCUCCCGACGGAACGUUCUAACAGCGAUCCACACAGGGAUGCUCAUUGUCGAACCAGUGCCAUUCUCAUCACUUGUGCAGGAGCUGUAUCCCCACUCCCAAACGAACACACCCGUUUCCAUUUCAUGUGCUCUUUGCGGGACGGCCAUAGUGCGCGCCCAAUCGCACGAAACACCUCCAAGCCACCCACUCGCGUCCCUUGCACGCAGCCGCAACAAUGUCCGCCUCACGAAUGGCAACCUUUGGUUCAAGAAUUCACUUUUUAAUUCCUCAUCAAGUCAUGUGGAACAUGACGCAGAUAUCGAGCAGCCUGAGCAAGUGUACGUAUUCCGUCAGGCACCUGCCACCCCUGCCCCAGCUAUCGCGCCUGCCUCUCUACCACUGCACACUUCUUCGUCUUCCACCUCGACGCUUUCCGUAUCCAAGCCACCAGCACACCCCACGGGGGCAACCCGCACAAGCUCUACUCAAAUGCAACAGCCCUAUCCGUUAUGCACAUCUAAUUACUGUCUCCUGCGCCUCCGGAGUACGUGUUCCCUGUGGGCUUUUGUCCGCACAUGCAUCGUGGAGCGUAUAUGGGAGGAGGAGCCCGUUAUACCCAAUAAGAAGCCCGUGAUUUCGGGUGGCAAUGGGACAGAGAAUACCCAAGAGUCGAAUAAAAGGAACUUUUCGCCAGCUGCAAGUGCAUUUACGCUCCCUGUGGGUGAGAAGCCGCCUGUGCCUCCUCGGCGCAGGCGGCUUUGGGAAAUGGCGAGUGCAUUUGGGGAGAGGGCUGCUGGUUGGACUGAAAAUAAGGACAAGGAGAAAGAUAAGGACAAGGACAAGGACAAGGAAACAGACAAGGACGAGGAAACGGUUAAGAAAAUUGCGAGGAAACUUCCGCCACCGCCACCUACCCUCCCUUCCGUUUCCCAUCUACCGGUCCAAGCACCCCCUCCCCUCCCCAAAAGGAGCGAAGGGCGUGGCCAUUCGAUCGACACUCGCCCUGCCGUUUCAAACGAUACUGACAAAAAAGCCGGUUCCGAAGCUGGGACAUCUCAAGAAUCGUUCACCACCCCCGUUGAUGAGAUGUCCUCCUCUCGCCCGUUUUCCGUAGAUAUGUCUUCUCCACAAAAAACAACACAGCCUGAAGCCCCGGCUUCACAGCCAGAACGCCCUCCCUCCCCACACACCAUUCCCCUGCCAGAGACACCCACGUCACCUGCGUUCCGUGCUACAUCGCCACCUCCGCGCCCACGUUCUCGUGUGGCUUCUCCAGCUCCCUUACCUUCACGCAUAUCUUCGCCGAUACCUCAUCGCGUCAGUACACCUAUUGCUCCGAGUCGAUCGAGAGCCGGCUCACCAGCUCCCCCACGCACGGGCUCUCCAUUUACGUCUUCCAGGGCUGCUUCGCCUGUACCAAAUGGUGCUCCACCCGUCCCCAAGCGCGCUCCUGCACGAAGGGCAGUUCCCGUGCCCCCUACUGCUUCACAGACCGAAGCAAAGGAAGGAAUUCCGAUGCCUUCGACUGAAGUUAGUAAAGAUGAGGCCCCAUCGAAAGUUGAUACGCCUGUCACAGAGAAGGAAGAAGAACACAAACCAUCUCCUCCCCCUGAACGGAAGGUUGUGAUGGGUGAGGACGUUGUAGAGCCCUUGACGACCAAGCAUAACAUCGCCGAAACCCCCAACCCCUUACCUGAUGCGAAUAUGAACAUAGAUCCGUUCCCCGAGAAGCGAGCGUCCGUGGAUGUUUCUCCCCACACCGUACAAGCCACUGUUGUCGACCCAUCCUCCGAAGCUAGCCAAACCAGGCGUGCAUCCCAAGAUUCCAGCACACACGGUAAAUCUAUUGACACAAGUAGUACAAAACGUUCUUCUACUAUCGACGAGGAAGGUUACGCCGGUGAUGCGACAUGGGAGGAUCGUACGUGGAAAGAAAUCGUACGUUUGAAAGAAGACAUGUUUUGGGCGCGCGUUGGGGGCGUGCGGUAAAGCUUAGUAAGUAUGAUGGUGUGCUCGCUGCCACUCAUUUCAUGGUAGGAUAUAUUUUGUAUAUAUACCACAUGUGCAGAUAUAUGCAUUGUCGUCUGGCCUUGUUGUCGAAUUUUUACAUCUCAUCAUGCUGUCAUGACGCUAUUGUAGGAGACAUUCCCAAGUACCUUCACA